CUUCGCAGGGAUGCCGGCCUACCGCCCAGGCCGGCCCCUGGGCUCAUUUAAAAGCAAACAGCUCAGUUCAGGAUUCGCACCCGAGGCCCUCGCACGUGAUGGCUCGGAUCUAAAGAGGAGUCAGAACUCUUAGAAACCCCUCUUAGGCUCCCAGCUUGGACCCAAGACUAUGCCUGCCCUAUACAGACCCCACCAGUGAAGGACAUCUUCAUGGAACAAGCAGAAGGUUCUAUAGGAAUGGCACAAGAGAAGCAUUGGGUGGAAAAGUUAUUUUCUCCUCAUUUUAACACACAGGAUUUUUUAAGUCAAACUCAUCAGCCCGAAUCUUGGUCUGAAAAACUGGCUUUGGACAGAGUAAAGAGAGUGGAAGAAAUCUACAAUUUGGCAAUUAAAAAGUUUCAAGAAGAAAAGAAACUUAAAAGGAACGAAUUCACUGCCCAACUAAUUGAACAAGAAUGGGUACCAAAGUUAACAGAGGGAGAGAUAAACAUUUCAAAGAAGGAAGUAGAUGGGAAUUGUGCCUGCCGGGGAGCCACUAAUUUAGGUCUUGGAACUGAAGAAAGCAUUGAGGAAACAGAGGGGUAUUGUAUCUGGAAUGCAAAGGAAUUAGCAGCUCUGCGACAAGAAAUGCACAAAAACCGUGCAGAAGGAAUUUCUCAAAAAAUUCAGCUGUCCUCCUUGAACGCAGAAAUGGAAGAACUGAAAGCCAAAUGCAGAAAGUUAGAAGUGGACUUUGAAAAUGCUGAAAAAGAACUUUUGAACUCCAAAAAAGAAAUCUGCUUUAAAACUCUUCAUUUACAACAGGUUCAAAGGGAUAAUUUGAGAAAAGAUAGAGAGCUUCAGGCUUUAAAAAGAGACUUAUCUGAAGAGGCAGGGAAUGUAAAAAACUUAACUAAAGCUCUCCUGCAAGCAAGAGAAGUUAUUCAGAAAUUAGAAUUAGAAAACGAAGAUUUAAAAGAAACUGUUAAAAAAUUAAAGCAACAAUCUGAGCUAGGUGGUGUUGCCAUGAAAGAAAAGAUGAAAUUGGACUAUGAUUUAAAGAUGAUGAAAAUAGAGAGAAAACUGGAAUCCAUCAAAAGUGAACUGGAAACUGAGAAAUCUUUGCAUGCUAAGAAUAGCAAGGCUCUAGAGCUAUUUAGAAAACACUUUUCUUCUCUACCUGUGAUGAGCACCCAUGAUAAUUUUAAAGUAGAUUUUCUAUAAAUUUCUAUAAAUUUUUAAAAAUCAAUGAAAUUGGAGCAUCAGGGUUAGGCUUGUAUGAUACAUUUAAAAAUCUAAAUUUGUUCAAUAUGUCAUAUGUGAGUGUUUGUGUUCCCCAACUUAAAUUCAGUGCAAAGAUGCCGUUUUUUUCCAAAUAUUUGCUCUGAACUCUUAUUUAAUGCAGUACAAAAUG
Molecule: messenger RNA, 1393 nt
Organism: Tachyglossus aculeatus (Australian echidna)
Lineage: Eukaryota; Metazoa; Chordata; Mammalia; Monotremata; Tachyglossidae
Gene: CCDC160
Product: coiled-coil domain containing 160
Exons: 3
Coding region: 211-1203 (330 amino acids)
Source: RefSeq, a predicted model, not a curated record